Brugia pahangi is the source of this 280-nucleotide messenger RNA. The record is from the annotation of a GenBank genome assembly. Lineage: Eukaryota; Metazoa; Nematoda; Chromadorea; Rhabditida; Onchocercidae.
AUGCGGAUUGCAAAUUUUCUAUCCUUAAAAAAUGAGCCCAUCAAUCAUAAGGAAAAUAGGAGCCCUACAAUAUCACUGGCUAUAGUGAUAGAGGACAAUGCUAACAACGUGGCAGAAAUUUCAAUUCUUUUAUCACAGUUGUUUGUUAUUCUGAAAAAAAAAAGCAAAAAAAAAAGCGCUAUGGUAGCACAACUGCUGAUAUGAUUACAAAACAUUCUGCUUUUUUUUUAUUUAGCUUGUCCUAAUGAUGUGGAAGAAAGAAGAGACAGUGAGAAAAUGA